AUGGUAGUGAUCAGCACACAGCUGUACAGGGCUACUCUGACGGAGCAACCCAAGAAGCAAAGGACCUGGCAUCCCAGUAUCAGAGACCCUCAGAGGAGGAAGUGGUUGCCUUACCCGACUCUCACUUCAGCCAAGGGGCAGCUGGAGACCAAAGCAGUGACCAGCUGGAUCAGGAAACUCCUGUUGGCAUAUCCAACCCAGUCACUCAUCAGUCCUGUCUCCCCCUGGUUCUCCACAACUCUCAUCAACCCUGUACCCCCCGGGAAGUCAAGAAACCUCCUCAACCGUGUCCCCCCCAGAGGCAUCCAGAACAUCCAACCCAAGACUUCUGCUCUCACCACGCACACCAUGGCCUUCAAAUUUCAGAGUAAACUGGGAGAAGAUGCCACAAGAGAUCCGACCAGGCCCUCCAUUCCAGGAGUGAGGGCGCAUGGAAGAGGUCCCGUGGAACAGUAUGGAUGUGUCCGCUGGUCACCUGAAGAACUUCCCUCUGGGGAGACAGAAGAAAGCUUACUAGAGAUGAAAAGAGAGAUGCAGCAGCUUUAUGCCCAGGUUGGAAUGGCAGGAGCAGAGAGAGGAGCACUCCAGAGAUGGCAUGAAAUGACCUACAUUCUCCAGCGGCAUGAGCUGAAUGCUGACCCUUCGUACAGCAUCUCCAAAAUCAAGGACGACUGGCCAUUUCUCUUCUCCCAAAAGGGCCUCUUCUCCCACUUCAGUGAGCUGACCGGCAUUUCCAUCCUGGAGAAGCUACCAGUAGCCAUCGACCAAAGAAGCCAGACCAUAAUGGACUACUGUCAGCAACAGAAGACACCAGGGGUGGGGAAGGUUUUGGAAGCCUAUCAAGAAGAGAAUGGCAACAAGGCAAUCUGUAUCAUCUUGUGUCUGCUUGCUCACUUCAAGGAGGAUGGUAUCUUCCUUACAGCUGAUCCCUCUGCCACAGCUGCUGACAUACAGAGAGCUAUCACCCUGCCCAGCCCUCGCUUACUUGCGCAAGGAGAGACAUUGAGCACAGACAUGUGGUUGAUGUCCAUGGAAGGAACAUGCGUGAUGGGGCCCCACAGCAACCUUCUGAACGGAGUGGCAGCGCUCUUCACUGCCUAUUACGUUUUCAACCUACAGUACCCUGCAGAGGCCUCAAGCACUCUUGAAUUUAUCCAGAGAGCCUUUUGUGGAAUCAAUCCUCUGACGGGCAGCAAGGCAGAGAAAAAACGUGGUCUCAAUGCACCUGUGUGCACGCUCUUAAGGAAACUGCUGGACUUCGAGUUGAUGGGGAAGUAUGUGUUUGUCAGGCUGCUGGGUGGGGUUGCAUCUAUUUUUGUUUAUUAGGAUUAAGUGGACCCAUGUUCUGAAUCUAUGUUGCUUUGAAAUGGUUAUGUUUUCACAGUGAAACCAGGCAAUAAGGCCUGUUGUGAAGGACUGAUGUAUUUUUUUGUACCAAGAACUAGCUGAGUUGUAGCCUAAUUUUUGGUUGUUGUUAU
Messenger RNA from Epinephelus lanceolatus (giant grouper), 1478 nucleotides. RefSeq lists its product as uncharacterized. The record is from RefSeq and is a predicted model, not a curated record. NCBI's taxonomy places the organism in Eukaryota, Metazoa, Chordata, Actinopteri, Perciformes, Serranidae.